This is a messenger RNA of Scophthalmus maximus (turbot), 2360 nucleotides long. RefSeq lists its product as uncharacterized. NCBI's taxonomy places the organism in Eukaryota, Metazoa, Chordata, Actinopteri, Pleuronectiformes, Scophthalmidae. The record is from RefSeq and is a predicted model, not a curated record. The transcript has 5 exons. Bases 100 to 1125 code for a protein of 341 amino acids. Gene Ontology annotation, biological process: response to bacterium.
UGUGAUCAUAGUUUCCUUGUUGGCCAAUCAAAACAAGCAGAAACUCUGAAGAGAGGAGAAAGUGUCUGGUUGUUUUUCAUUCCACGCUUCAAUUUCAACAUGACGACGUCUCCCAAAUUAGUUUUCUAUCUGACGUGUUUGCUCUUGGGGAAAAUGGCUCAGAUGAAUAACUUCAUUCUGUCCUCAACUGGUCAUCGAGACAGGGGAUUUAUAUUAGUUGAUGUUGGUGAAAGCUUCACUUUGCAGUGUCUCUAUGUCAGUGAUGAUACAAAGUAUUACUGGUUCAAGCAAACACUGGGACAGAAACCACAACUUAUCUCCACAUACUACAAGUUUUCUAAUGGAAGCACUUUUCAUGGUGAAUUUAAGGACAAUCAACGUCUCACACAGGAAACUUUUCACCUAAAAAUUUCACAUGUACAACUUUCAGACUCAGCUACUUACUACUGUGCAAGAGGUAACUCAUUUAUAUUAGAAUUCAUGGAGGGUGUCACUGUCAGUGUAAAGGGUUCAGGGUGGAACAUCCAGGCUCGGGUCCAUCAGUCGGCAUCUGAGAUCGUCCAGCCAGGAGGCUCUGUGACCCUCAGCUGCACAGUUCAAAAUGGGACCUGUGACGGAGACCACAGCGUUUACUGGUUCAAGGACUCUGAAGAGCCUCACCCAGGAUUAAUUUACACCCAUAGAGACAGGCAUGAUCAUUGUGAGAGGAAACCCAACACACAAACACACAGCUGCACCUACAACUUGUCAAUGAAGAGCCUGGACCUCUCUCAUGCUGGGACCUAUUACUGUGCCGUCGCCUCAUGUGGACACGUCCUGUUUGGAAACGGAACCAAGCUGGACUUUGACGACUGUCACAGGGUCUCCAUGUAUUUCAUCAGUGGAGCUUUGAUAUUCACCACCAUCCUGAGUGUUUCGCUGGCUUUCUUACUUCACAAGAGAAGCUGCUGCAGAUGUUCAGAGUCUUGUGCAGUGAUAUCACCUCCCUCCACAACAAAUACAGAGGUUUACCGAGAUGCAGAUGACCUCCAUUAUGCUGCUUUUAGUGUUAACCUGCCCAACAGAUCAAGACGACAGAGAGAUAAUGCAAUGGAUGAAUGUGUCUACUCCAGUGUUAGACAGUAGAACUGUUUCGUUUGUGCUGUCUUUGUUGGUAAUUUGGGAUUUCUCAGUCUUUCUUUAGAGGUGUAACAUACUGUAUGUGUAACAAUAAAAUAUAAAAAUAUAUACAUUUAAUUAUGAAAAGUACAGAGUAAAGUCUUGGCUCGUUGUCCUGCAGCUUUAAAAAACAGAUGCUUAUCCCCUCAAGCAUAGAUCUAAAUGAUUGUAAAAGGUUUAUUUUGCUCAUUAAAUCAUAUGUUGUGUUUCCCACAAUCCCCCACUUAUUAAUUGGUAGCCUGAACUCCCCAGACUCAGUAUGCCACCGGUGACCCCCAUAAGGUGAUCUUAUCAAUUAAAAACACAGAAAGAAAAAAAUUCACAGAAACUAAAGUCUCUCUCUCUGCUGCUGCAGUGAAAUACUUUCUGCAGAAGUCGAGAUUUUAGCUGUCUUAAAAGUUUAACUCAUAAGCCACACUGUGCAACAUCAUGAACUUUGGUACGACAUCAGAAUGAAGACAGUAAGACGAUAACACUUACUGACCCAUUGGCUACAUCGCAAGUCAAGAGUCAGAGACACAAGGCUGAGAGCCAGGGGAAAAACAUGAGACUAAACUCGUUCCCCAGCUGCCGAUUCUGCUCAAUGCUAUUCCGUGGUAAAGACAAACAAACAAAUAUCUGGUCACUUGCACACAUAAGAAUCACCAAGUGAGGCAGACGUCAUUAGUAUUAGUUACAUGUCUGUGUGUUGACUGAUGCUAAAUGGUUGCAUCUGUUAUUUGACUUUCUGCACAUGUAAGGUUUGUUCCUCUCCCUCUCUCUCUCUCUCUCUCUCUCUCUCUCUCUCAAUUAUUCAUUUUUUUUCAAUUCAAUUCAUAGGGCUUGAUUGGCAUGAAAGUUUAAACAACAAUGUUGCCAAAGCAUCAAAAUACAAUUUAUCCGAACAUUUUGACAGAACACAACAAACAGUAAAACGAAUAUUAAUACAACAUUAAGAUUGAUUUAUAUCUAUUAUAUAUACAGUGUGUAUGUGUGUGGGUGUGUGUGUGUGUGUGUGUGUAUGUGUGUGUGUGUGUGUGUGUGUGUGUGUGCGUGUUUGUGUGUCGGUCAUUCACUGUCCCUCAGGUUGUGGCAUGUUGAUGCAUAUUGUGCAGCAACAUAUGCUCUGUCUCCUUUUAAUUUCAAUUUUGAGACAUCAUUUAGCUCUUGGAGGCUGACAUCAUAGAGUUGAACUUGUUAAAAUAAAUGUUCGUUGUUUCAUU